Lingula anatina is the source of this 1123-nucleotide messenger RNA. Its product is annotated as transmembrane protein 41A-A. NCBI's taxonomy places the organism in Eukaryota, Metazoa, Brachiopoda, Lingulata, Lingulida, Lingulidae. The record is from RefSeq and is a predicted model, not a curated record.
AGUGGGUACUUUAGCGUUGCUGAACAGGAAAAAGCUAGCAGACGGUCUGUACGUCUGUGGAUUUUCACCACUCCUUCAAUUGAAACGGCAAUACCAGGAGCCAAGACUCGGCGGUAAGACUACCCGUACGAACUGCAAUAGUUGGACAGGAUGACGGCCAUGGGCACAGGCAUCGCGUGGAUCCCAAUUAUUUUUGCUUUAGCAACUUCCUUCUUAUAUUAUCUUUCAACACAUUUACCAGAGCUACCAGCAGACUCCAAGGGGGAUGAAAUCAAAUUUCCCAGCAACAUUGAAGAACUAACUAGUUUGGCUGCAACCCUUCAGGCUUACAAAGUAAAACACAUAGGCCUGGUUUUAUUAUUAUUUUGCAGUGCAUAUUUAUACAAACAGACAUUUGCCAUUCCAGGAUCAGUUUUCAUGAAUCUCUUAGCAGGUGCUUUAUUUGGAAUCUGGCCUGGGUUUCCUCUUACAUGUAUAUUGACUGCCUGCGGAGCAACAUUCUGCUUUCUUUUAUCCAAAACAUUUGGAAAGGCCUAUGUUAUACACUACUUCCCAGACAAAGUAGCUAAACUACAGCACAUGGUAGAAGAAAAUAUGGAAAGUCUAUUUUUCUUCCUGCUGUUUCUAAGAUUAUUUCCAAUGUCUCCCAAUUGGUUCCUGAAUAUAACAUCUCCCAUUCUGAAUAUUCCAAUCCAUCUAUUUUUCCUGUCAGUUUUAAUAGGUCUGAUGCCUUACAAUUUCCUUUGUGUUCAGACUGGCUGCAUACUUUCACAGAUCAAUAAUGUAGGAGACAUGCUCACAUAUGGAACCCUUUUAAAACUGGCUGCUAUGGCAUUAGUGGCACUUUUACCAGGAGUGUUAUUAAAAAAGUACCACACUCCCAAGAUACCAAAUAACACUGUAAAGAGGUAGCCACAUAUAAUUUAAUGGAUCUCUUGGUUCAUAAUUUUUUGGGUGUACAUUUAUUAGAGGUGUUUCCUAUUUUUGAAGUCAUUCACCUUAUUCCCUAUACCUUAUAAACUGUGAUAUGUACGCUAGAUUUGUUUUAAAAAGUAAAACAGUUUAAGCAGUGCUAGAGUAAUUAGUUACAGAACUUAAAUUUAUUGUGUUUAAGUAGACAUGC